UUGGAUAGAUUUGAUAAAUUUAUACCAGUUUUUACAGCUUGCUCUCAUUUCCGGUAAAACGUGUAGAAAUCAAAUUUUAACUAAUGUUGAGUUAGCCGACUCUUCACUCUUCCUGUGCCGCCCAGCUGGAUUUUUGUCGCCAUGGACUCAAGCCCAAUAAAGCAUAAGGAAUAUAAUGGCCGUGAUCCUGGCGAUAGUUGGCGUGGCGGCGGCUCAGUACGAGGCUGGCCACGUCAAGAUCCUUCAGGACAAGCGUUACCAGGAGGGCGCUGCAUUCGGUAACUACAGGAACCAGGAAGAUGGUAUCAAGUAUCAAGAAGAAACCGAUCAGCAGGGCAUCAGGCGAGGCUACUGGGAGUAUCCUGACGAAACUGGCAAAAUCCUUCGUGUCGAGUUUGAGGCUGGCGCAGGCAUCGGCUUUAGGAUCACUAAUUCCAACUACUUGGCUAACUCUCUUAUCGACAACUCCGUGAUCCAACCACGUCCUGCUGCUCCUGUCCAGCAAGUUCCCAGAGCCCUGCCACAACCUGUCCAUCACACUCAACAAAUCCACCAAGCCCCUCAACCCAUCCACCAAGCUCCUCAACCCAUCCAUCAAGCUCCUCUGCCCGUUUUUAGGCAAGCUCUCCCAACCACCACCACCCCUAGGGGGCCAAUCAAUUUAUUCGAUUAUCCCGCCAGCCUUGACUUCUCGCGACAUUCCCUUGGACACAGCUUCAAAUUCACUGCUAAUUAGGCAACACAUUGUUAUUAAGGAAUAAGGAUUGCCGUUAUAACUGAAGAGACUGAUGACUUCUAUAAAAGUAUUCGUUUUCUAGUCUUUGGUGCAGGCAUUUCUUUAAAUUGGAACGAAGAUAAAAAUAUUUGAUUUUUCGUCUCAUUUCAAUACACUAUUAAUUUGUCAUAAUUAUCUCUAAACAUAAUGGGACAGUUUAUGAAGCACAUUCAAAUUGGGAUUCCACAUGACGACGAGAUCAUUUCCGCAAGCCACACGACGCGUUUUUAUCCUGCUUGUGGCCAGUGGGCGAGACGGCAUCAUGAAGGGCGAUCACUUCCUAGAAGUGAGUUAGACCUGCGCGUCCCCGUUACUCCCGGCCUUCAAGCUGCCACCACUUCCUUCUACUACUCACCUGCAUCACCUUGUUCUGUCGACGCUCUCUCUUAUUUUGUUAGCACCUAAGCAUCAUAUUCUGCCAACACCACCACCCCAUUCUUUCGAUGCUCUCUCCCAAUUUUGCCAACACCUAAGCAUCAUAUUCUGUAAACACCAUCACUUAGUUCUUUCGAUGCUCUCUCCUAAUUUUGCCCACACUUAAUCAUCAUAUUCUGUAAACACCAUCAUCUCGUUCUGUCGACGCUCUCUCCUUAUUUUGUCAACACCUAAGAAUCGUAUUCAGUUUACACAUUCACCUCGUUUUUUCAUGGCUACUCGUUAGUAUCUUCACUCUUGCAACACGUUUUAUUUUCGCUAUCUUCAUGCAGAGUCCCAGUAUUGUCCAGCUAUACACUCUAGACGCGCUGUUAUCAGGAUCGCCUCAUUUUAUUCAUAACUUAUACACAUUUUCUGUAUUCGACUCCUUGCCGUCAUCACCCCAAUAAUUUGUAUUGUUAUUUUUUUCUUCUCUAUCCAACUCUGCAAGACAUGCAUAAUUUGCAUUCUCUUUUCAUUAUUGCAACAUUUAUUGUCAUGAAUUGCAACUUAAAAUUAGGAGCUAACAAUCAAAUGUUACUCCCUGUAUUUUCGUCACGCAUCGUGCAGUUAAGGUAGAAUUCGUACAAUAAUCCAGCAUAAAGUUUCAUCUAUUCGCUCAAUUGUUUCUGCCCUAUAGCUAAGGUCGUCUUUACACUAAUCAAUAUACAAAACAACUGCGCUCGCCACGAGGUCACGCUGAGCUUCCUUACUUCUAAAAUUACUCCAGAGAUUAUUGGGAUGUGUUUGCGAGGAUGAAAUACUAUUGAUAGUUGACUAAAAAUAUUACUAAUUUGUUUGAUAAUAGAUUCUCCAUCUCAUUAUUUCUCGAAUCAAAAUGGAAAUAAUGAUUACUUUUUUAACCGGUAUUUUGACGAGUUCUCCAACUGUAAAUUUGUAUUUGAUUAAGUUGGUUCCAUGUAAGUGAGUAAUUUCUGCAAAUUAAUAUAUGCUUAUAAACAAAAUCUAUAAACAACGGCCCGUUGCCUUGCUAGCUGAUGAGACAGAGACAGUGCGAGUUUUUCUGUGACGAGGAAAUAGCGCAUUGUUCUGUUCCUGUUCAAUGUGUGUAAAACAUCAAAUAAAGUGUUGUAAAAGCC
Molecule: messenger RNA, 2289 nt
Organism: Hyalella azteca
Lineage: Eukaryota; Metazoa; Arthropoda; Malacostraca; Amphipoda; Hyalellidae
Exons: 2
Coding region: 176-736 (186 amino acids)
Source: RefSeq, a predicted model, not a curated record